GGAUUACGUUCCUGUCUGGUGAAGCAUCGCCUACCUUGGCCUACCUACUAGUCCGUAGUUCACCUUCAAGCCACGAAUUCGCCAAUCCUCCUCUAAUAUAUUAUAAACUUCAAUUCAAUUUUUGGCCAAUAUGGCCUCACAGGUCGUCGUCAACGUCACUCACACCGUCGACCAAUUCCCCAUGGAGACCUCGAGAAGUAUCUUGAUACACAAAUCACAACUCAACAAUCAGCCUGCACCAGACGCCCUUCUCUUCAUAUUGCCUUUGCUUAUCGUGCUCUCGACUUUCCUUUUCAUCCUCCUCCUGUUCCUAGUAUGUGUCAUAUUCGUCCGUAGACGACGUGGUAUCGUCCUGCGAGACAGUGAUGGUCCUACCGACAUGAGUCGAGAGGAGCUCAUAGACGGAGAAGGUGGUUUUGAAGGCGUGGAGUCUCGCUGGCUCGAGAGUGUUUCUGAAGGCGUACGACGCUCAUAUCUCAGAGCAAAAGAAUAUCAAUUGCAAUAUGCUCCAAACUCAGAGCCUACAGAUAUCACGUUAUCUCAGUUCCUUUCCAUCCAGGAGAAGGGAGUCUCGGCAUGGUCCUUCGAGCCCGACUACGAAACUAUUAAUUCACUUCUGGUUCAUGCUCGCACGGAAAUCACCUUCCUUCCCGAUCCUGCAUCCGCCUCGUGCGUGCAGUCCAAUUUACCCCUCCCCAAAUUGAACGAGGUCUACUACUGGGAGGUCAAGAUGUUUGAUCUCCCCGAAACUACCAUAGUUGCUGUUGGACUGGCCACCAAACCUUACCCACCUUUCCGGCUUCCAGGUCUGAACCCUUUCUCUGUCGCCUACCACUCAAACGGUGACAAGUGUUACAAUUAUCCCUUCACUGCAUCGCCCUUCGGGCCCGUACUCAAGGAAGGCGAUGUUCUAGGCAUCGGUUAUCGUCCUCGCACAGGAACCGUGUUCUUCACCAGAAACGGUCGUAAGAUGGAAGAUGCUUUCAUCGGCCUCAAUCGUUACAAUCUAUUUCCCACGAUUGGGGCAGAUGGCCCCUGCAGUGUCCAUGUCAACCUCGGCCAAGCUGGCUUCGUCUUUAUCGAGGCGAACGUAAAGAAAUGGGGUUUGGCACCCACCGUGGGAACUCUGGCACCUCCGCCUGCCUAUGGGAGCGAACGAGGCAGUAUUUUAUUGGAUGUGGGAGGUGGCGUACGGCCCAGUGCUCCAAUUAUUUCUCCGCCAAGCACUUCUUCCACGCCCCGUAGACGUUCUCACCGCUCUCGAAGACCGAGCAACGCACUGUCAGCGUCAUCUGUUCCUGUCGCUUCUUCACCUCUUAGAGGCAAUAUCAUAUCAUCACAUACCGGGGAGCCUAGUUCUCCUCCCCCACCAAUCACACCCAUUAUCGAAGAACCCGACAGUACGGUCCCCUCAAGUGGCCAAGGAUAUCUGUCUCCGACGGAUUUACCUUUUCACACACCACCAAACCACAGCCUUCCUUUGUAUCCAGAAGGCGAGAGCGAGCAGGAGGACGGAGAUGACACUCCCUCCCAGUCACCAACCUCCUCGCGUUCACAAUCGCCAGAAAGCGAAGGUGCCGCAGGUUCAGACUUGACCAUUCAGGUGCAUCCACCGCCUGAUUCGCCUCGUUCGCCGAAUCCUCCCACGCCGAAUCAACGUGAUAUUCGUCUGCAGGCUUUCACUAGCUCUGCAUCGACAGAAGGAUCAGAUGAUACAUCCCAAGCGAGAUCUCCAACGUUUACGAGGCGUGAUCCUCCAGCAUAUUCACCAUUGGACGCGUUCACGUAUGCGGAGGGCGUUCAUAUUGACCUACCGGCCGACGUGAUUGCUGCAGCUUUGGAAGGGGGUAGUAUUCCUGCCAGUGCAAUUGGUCAGGGGCACAGCGACCGGUCGGAGAGGCGCCGGAGCAGACGAGAUAGACGGUGACAUACGAGGUUGUUUGUGCCUGGAUUAUCAUGUAUCAUUUGUGCUGUGCAAUGCUCUGUAAAUUCGUUGCGAAUGUCCAUCUUUGCUCUACAUUUACUACCCACAUAUUCAUGUAUUACACAUGGACGCUUCUCGCUUCCACCUUACAAUUUAAUUCGACACAACACUCAGCA
Molecule: messenger RNA, 2100 nt
Organism: Suillus clintonianus
Lineage: Eukaryota; Fungi; Basidiomycota; Agaricomycetes; Boletales; Suillaceae
Product: SPRY-domain-containing protein
Exons: 4
Coding region: 131-1927 (598 amino acids)
Molecular function (GO): protein binding
Source: RefSeq, a predicted model, not a curated record